This is a messenger RNA of Liolophura sinensis, 510 nucleotides long. RefSeq lists its product as uncharacterized. The record is from RefSeq and is a predicted model, not a curated record. Bases 1 to 510 code for a protein of 169 amino acids. The transcript has a single exon. Lineage: Eukaryota; Metazoa; Mollusca; Polyplacophora; Chitonida; Chitonidae.
AUGGGUGUCCAUCUCCUGAAGACCAUGUACAGUGUGGUCAUUGUGGUGGUUGACAUCGCUGUUCACCGCCUGGAGACCAUGUACAGUGUGGUCAUUGUGAUGGUUGACAUUGUUGUUCAUCGCCUGGAGACCAUGUACAGUGUGGUCCUUGUGGUGGUUGACAUUGCUGUUCAUCGCCUGGAGACCAUGUACAGUGUGGUCAUUGUGGUGGUUGACAUUGCUGUUCAUCGCCUGGAGACCAUGUACAGUGUGGUCCUUGUGGUUCACAUCGCUGUUCAUCACCUGGAGACCAUGUACAGUGUGGUCAUUGUGGUGGUUGACAUUGCUGUUCAUCGCCUGGAGACUAUGUACAGUGUGGUCCUUGUGGUUCACAUCGCUGUUCAUCACCUGGAGACCAUGUACAGUGUGGUCCUUGUGGUGGUUGACAUCGCUGUUCAUCGCCUGGAGACAAUGUACAGUGUGGUCCUUGUGGUGGUUAACAUCGUUGUUCAUCGCCUGGAGACCAAGUAG